CACCGUCGAUAACUUUCCAUCUCUACUAAAGCGCACGUUGUUUAUUUUACCAUUUCGCUUUAAUUUAAAUAAAAAUGAAUGAAAUUGCCACUGACAAAGGAAAAGUUCCCAAUGAUAAGCUGAGGGAGAUGCGAUGCGAGUUCAAUCCGCUCUCGCGAUGCGAUGGUUCAGUGAUGUAUAGCCAAGGAUCAACAGUUGUCAUUGCCGCCGUUUUGGGACCAGUUGAGGUCAAGACCCAAAGCCUUAGCAUAGAUGGCAGUUACUUGGAGUGCAAUUAUCGACCAAAGGCGGGAUUGCCGCAGGUGAAGGAACGCAUACGAGAAUCGGUAAUACAAGAUGUCCUGGAGUUGGCUGUGCUGGGCGAAUCCUAUCCACGUUCCAAGAUGUCAGUUCAAAUACAGGAGCUGGAGGAUCGUGGAAGUAUAGACGCGUGUGCGGUGAAUGCCGCCUGCCUGGCCAUGAUUAUCGGAGGCCUGCCCAUGAAAUACAGUUUCGCUGCAGUGCAAUGCAUUAUCAAUGAAGAUGGCGAAUAUAUACUGGAUCCGGAUCAGAGGGAAACACUGCAUCAGCGUGCCAGUUUCACAUUUGCCUUCGACUCCCUGGAGGGAGAUUUGCUGCUGGUGCAGACAAAAGGAUCUUUUAAAAUUGCCCAAUUCAACGAUAUAGAGUGCCUAUGCCGCUCUGCUAGUGCGAAUAUCUUUCAAUUCUAUCGUGAUAAUAUAGCCAAAUACCAUGGUAGAAAGUCUAGCCCAACGAGCGAUGUGAAAGAAAUGGAAACGGAAACGUAGGAGUUAAGAAAUAAAGCAUAAAUCUUGUUUAUUAAAA
Drosophila willistoni is the source of this 825-nucleotide messenger RNA. RefSeq names its product exosome complex component RRP46 (gene Rrp46). The record is from RefSeq and is a predicted model, not a curated record. The transcript is spliced from 3 exons. The coding region runs from base 75 to 788 and encodes 237 amino acids. Lineage: Eukaryota; Metazoa; Arthropoda; Insecta; Diptera; Drosophilidae. Gene Ontology annotation, biological process: U4 snRNA 3'-end processing; poly(A)-dependent snoRNA 3'-end processing; rRNA catabolic process. Gene Ontology annotation, cellular component: cytoplasmic exosome (RNase complex); nuclear exosome (RNase complex); nucleolus.